AUGUCUCCCUUCAUUCCCUCCACCGGCCAUGCGGUUGACGCCACCGUAAAAGCUCAUAAGCUCAUCACUGCGGACCCGAAUAAGUACAUUUUGUUCAAGCAGGUCAUCGUCGCAGGCCUUCCCGGCACUGGUACCGAUGGCGUCGCUGCCGCCCUGAAGAAACUUGGUUUCAUCGUUUACGACGCCGCCGAGGCUGCGAAGAAUCAUGAUCGCGACUUCGCCCUUUGGGUCGAAGCUGCCGAAGCUAAGAAGGCCGGCACCCCGUAUGGUCGUAAUGAGUUCGACAAGCUCACUGGCCGCUAUAAUUCUCUUGUCGGAGCCCCAGCUGCCUUCUUCAUGGAGGACCUCGUCAAGGCUUACCCAGACACCAAGAUCAUCCUUGUCACGACCGAUACCAAUUCCUUCGCCAAGAACAUCAAGAAGUCUAUUUUCUUUUACGCCGACUCUACCUUCAGUCCUCUCAAACUCCUUGUCCACUAUGAGCCUUCCUUCUAUGGCCUUAUCUCCUCUUUCCUCCAGACAUGCGUGAAGCCCUUCUUCGGUGGCUCCUUCACUCCUGCUACCGCCAAGAUCGCCUACACCCAGCACAUUAACUCCAUACGGGCCGCCGUUCCUUCCAAGCGGCUUCUAGAGAUUGACCAAUUGAAGAGCUGGGACUCACUGUGCGCAUUUGUUGGCAAGCCCAUCCCAUCUGAGCCUAUUCCAUCCAGUCAU
Messenger RNA from Lindgomyces ingoldianus, 714 nucleotides. RefSeq lists its product as uncharacterized. Lineage: Eukaryota; Fungi; Ascomycota; Dothideomycetes; Pleosporales; Lindgomycetaceae. The record is from RefSeq and is a predicted model, not a curated record. The annotation marks the transcript as partial. The transcript is spliced from 3 exons.